UCAUCUUUUUUUGUUGACAUCCUGUCCCUCACCAAAACCUGUCUUCCUCUCUUAUCUUUCAGGGUGCUGGCUGUCACGCUGAGAUGACCCCCCAGUGCUCCUCCGUCUGCCAUGGCCACCCUUAACUCACUUUCCACUGCUAGCAACACCUCUACUCCUGGGCAUAAUGCCCCGUCCCCGCCUCAGGACCCUUCCUCUGGCACAUCCUUCGAAUCUGCCACCAAAGAUCCCCCCACUGCUGCCACCGCUAACAGCAUGAGGCCCUCAGAGCCUGGGGGGCACCAGCUUGAGCCAGGCUGUGGUCUAGUCCCACCAAAGGAGACCAGGGAGCAUCCACUGGAGCCAGGCUGUGGCCUCGUCCCACCAAAGGAGCUUGGAGCAGAGGUGGAGGAGGAGGAAGAUAAAAUACAGGAGGAAGAAGCAGAGCCCCCUCCCCAAGACCUGAGUGCCCACUUGCUCUUCACUGAAGAUGGUGCCGCCUAUCUCUUGGCUGAACUGCCUCUCUCUGGCAACAGUGAGCUCCUGCUACCAAAGGGCUUCCCCUGGGGUGAGUCAGGGACUGAGGAAGAGUCCGGCCUGCCUCUCCGAGUCUGCCCGUCCUCCACUCACCUCACUGUCCUCCACAUCCAACACGGUUUUGACCGAAUUCAAGGCUUUAGCUCUUCUGACCAAAUUCUGCCCCGUAAUACCUCAGCGCCCCCUCUGGCCGCCUGCGAGGGAGGGGAUGGAGCCUUCCGGAGCUACCGGCCAGCCCCACUCCCACCCAGAGAUCCCAAAGAUGGCCCCAUAGGGAGUGGGGACGUAGACCCCAGGGAGCUCUUCUGGCUCUGCUUGCUGUGCCGCCUGGGGUUCGGUGGGCCCGAGGCUUUUGUGGCUCAUGCUCAGUCUCAUGGGGUGAAGCUGGCCGCAGCUCAGCACCAGAGCCUGCCAGGCUGCCCAGCUGUAAUACAAGAGGGGAAGGAGGGGUCCGCAGCGCUUGUCAGUUUUCUGGAACCAAAAAUAUCUCCUGGCCCCCUGCCCAUGGCACCCCUCAGCAAUGGAGCAGUGGGUGGAAUGGUGAAUGUAGCCCAGGAUGCGGACUGUCCCCCUGAGGUGGGAAACCAAGGCCCUCCGCUGCCCCUUGAGGAAGACAUGGCCCCCAGCCCACCUUCUCCACCCGCCACCCCAACUGCCUGGGAUCCCAACCCAACCCAAGCCAAAGAAUCGCCAGUGGCAGCGGGCCAGGCAGGGCCAGAUUGGUUCCCUGAGGGGCAAGAGGAGGAUGGGGGACUUUGCCCCCCUCUCAACCAAAGUUCACCCUCCCCCAAAGACGGGGGCGCUCUCCCGGCCCAGGCCGACUCACCCGAAGACCCCAACGACCCACCCCGGCCCUACCGGCUGGCCGACGACUACACCCCAGCCCCACCAGCCUUCCAGGGCCUCAGUCUCUCCAGCCACAUGUCCUUGCUGCACUCUCGAAACUCCUGCAAGACCCUCAAGUGUCCCAAGUGCAACUGGCACUAUAAGUACCAGCAGACCCUCGACGUUCACAUGCGGGAGAAACACCCAGAGAACAACAGUCACUGCAGCUACUGCAGCGCAGGAGGGGCGCACCCCAGGCUGGCGAGGGGCGAGAGCUACAACUGCGGCUACAAGCCCUAUCGCUGCGAGGUCUGCAACUACUCCACCACCACCAAGGGCAACCUCAGCAUCCACAUGCAGUCUGACAAGCACUUGGCCAACCUCCAGGGCUUUCAGGCCGGGCCGGGGGGGCAGGGGAGCCCCACCGAGGCGGCGCUUCCAGCCCCACCUGGGGAAAAGGAGCCCAAGGCCAAGUCCUCUUGGCAAUGCAAGGUGUGCAGCUACGAAACCAACAUCUCCAGGAACCUUCGGAUCCACAUGACCUCAGAGAAGCACAUGCAGAACGUUCUGCUGCUGCAUCAGGGGCUGCCUCUGGGGCUGCCUCCUGGGCUGGUGGGCCCGGGACCACCCCCGCCUCCUGGAGCGGCCUCUGCCAACCCACCUGAGCUGUUCCCAUACUACGGGCCACAGGGCCUGGGCCAGCCGUCGGCCCCCUUGCCUGGCCCGGGGCUGAGGCCUGACAAGCCCUUGGAGGCCCAGCUGCUCCUCAAUGGCUUCCAUCACCUGGGUCCCCCCACCCGGAAAUUCCCCACUCCUGCCCCCGGCAGCCUCUCCCCGGAACCCCGCCUACCCCCAAACCAGCUUUUGGGGCCCGCUAUGGACGGCCCACCCACCUCACCCCCGCCAGAUGACGACCCUUCGCUGAAAGUGUUCCGUUGCCUAGUGUGCCAGGCUUUCAGCACGGACAGCCUGGAGCUGCUGCUGUACCACUGCACCCUGGGCCGGAGCCUCCCCGAAGCCGAGUGGAAGGAGGUGGCCGGAGAUACCCAUCGCUGCAAGCUCUGCUGCUACGGCACUCAGCUCAAGGCCAACUUCCAGCUGCACCUCAAGACGGACAAGCACGCCCAGAAGUACCAGCUGGUAGCUCACCUGAGGGAGGGCGGUGGGGCUGCCCCAGCCCCUGGGCCCGCUCUGGGGGAGGGCGCCCCUUAUGGGCCUGUCUCUCCCCUGCACUUGCGCUGUAACCUUUGCGACUUUGAGUCUAACAGCAAGGAGAAGAUGCAACUCCAUGCCCGGGGCGGCACUCACGAGGAGAACAGCCAAGUCUAUAAGUUCCUGAUGGAGAUGGAAGGGGCAGAGGCAGGGGUGGAAUUGGGACUUUACCGAUGUCUUCUGUGUGCGUGGGAGACACCUUCCCGACUGGCUCUGCUGCAACACCUGCGGGCACCUGCCCACCGAGAUGCCCAGGCCCAACGCCGACUGCAGCUGCUGCAGAGCGGACGAGUGGCUGAGGAAGGACUCUCGGCCCUUCAGAGUAUCCUGUGCUUCAGCCACGGCCAGCCCAGAACUCUUGGGAAAGUUCCUAUUACUGCCCACGUGGAGCCACCUACUGCAGAGAAAAACACUCAGAACAAGGCCCCUCCAUUGGCUUCUGAAGAGGCAGAGAAUAGAACUGGCCCUUCGGGGGACAAUACCAACCAGACUGUGGUGUACUGCUGUCCAUACUGCAACUUCAUCAGCCCUGCCACCGAGCAGGUACAGGCCCACACCAUAUCCCAGCAUGCUGUGCAGCCCAAGUACCGGUGCCCACUGUGCCAGGAGCAGCUGCUGGGACGUUCUGGUCUUCACUACCACCUUAGCCACUUGCAUAAUGUAGUACCUGAAUGUGUUGAAAAACUACUUCUGGUGGCCACGACUGUGGAGAUGACCUUUUUGACCAAAGUGUUGCCUGGGACCAGUCUCAGUCCCAUAGGGGAUAGCCCUGAACCCCCAGCUCCUGGAACUGAACCAGGAUCCAGUGGAGACUCAGCAGUGGAAGGACCCAACCCGAUCCCAGAAGUCAACCCAGACCCUCUACAGGAGCCUUUUCCGCCAACGGCUGAGGCCCCUGACAAGCCUUUGACCAGCCCCGAAAAGCCGCCUUCCCCUGCCCCUUCCCCACUCCCUCAGCCCGACCCCCAGACUGAAGAAGCACCCCCCUCAAUGGCCUCGGUGGAAGAGGAGGAGGGGCCGCCAGGGGAGCCUCGCCCAGCUGAGCCAUCCCCUGCCGAUGCUCGCCAUCCCCUGUCCUACCGUAAGACCACCAACUUCGCCCUGGACAAGUUCUUAGAUCCUGCCCGGCCCUACAAGUGCACGGUGUGUAAGGAAUCUUUCACCCAGAAGAACAUCCUGCUGGUACACUACAACUCCGUCUCCCAUCUGCACAAGAUGAAGAAGGCCGCCAUUGAUCCCUCGGCCCCGGCCAGAGGGGAGGGGGGGGCGCCCCCGAGUGCAGCGGCUGCCACAGACAAGCCCUUCAAGUGCACGGUGUGCCGCGUCUCCUACAACCAGAGCUCUACCCUGGAGAUCCACAUGCGCUCAGUUCUGCACCAGACUAGGUCCCGGGGGGCCAAGGCCGAUGCCAAGGCCGAGGGACCCGACAGGGGCCAGGAAGAGCCCAAAGAGGCUGAGCCCGACGGGCUGGGGGGCACAGAGAAGAAGACUUCUGAACCCAGCGGCUUGGUUUCGGGGCUGCCCUUCCUGUCCCCGCCGCCACCACCCUUGGACCUACAUCGCUUUCCGGCCCCUCUCUUCACCCCUCCCGUGUUGCCACCGUUCCCUCUCGUACCCGAAUCUUUGCUCAAGCUCCAGCAACAGCAGCUGCUCUUGCCCUUCUACUUGCAUGACCUCAAGGUGGGGCCCAAGUUGGCACUGGCAGGGCCCACCCCUGUGCUGUCGCUGCCGCCCCCCACUCCCCCACCCCCAGCCCCACCCCCCAAGGCCGAGCCGGCGGAGCGGGAAAGAGAGCGGCCCCCAGUGGUGGAAGAGAGAAGUGAGGUGGGGCCUUCUUCCCCGCCCUGCCAGCCUGCCAACGAGGCUGCCAGGACAGCGGCAAAGGCCCUCCUGGAGAACUUUGGCUUCGAGCUCGUGAUCCAGUACAAUGAGGGGAAGCAGCCGGUCCCGCCCCCUCCGGCCCCACCCCCGCCCGAGACCCUGGGGGGCGGGGACAAGCUGGCGUGUGGAGCCUGCGGGAAGCUCUUCUCCAACAUGCUUAUCCUCAAGACCCACGAGGAGCAUGUCCAUCGCCGCUUCCUGCCCUUCGAGGCCCUCAGCCGCUACGCCGCUCAGUUCCGGAAGAGCUAUGACAGUCUGUACCCGUCCCCGGCAGAGCCGCCCAAGCUUCCAGACGGUCCUGUGGACCCUUCUGCCCCCCCACUCUGCCCCCCCUUCCUGGGGCCCGAACCAGAGGCUGGGGGUAGCCAGCCCCCUGAGGAGCACCUGCGCCUGGGAGGACGCUGGGCCCAGGAGGAGGAAGACUGUGGGAAGGGCCCCAUUCCCCCACCGGCUCCUGUAGGCCGGCGCUUCUCCCGAACGAAAUUCACAGAGUUCCAGGCCCAGGCCCUGCAGUCCUUCUUUGAGACCAGCGCCUAUCCCAAAGACGGGGAGGUGGAGCGCCUGGCGGGCCUUUUGGGCCUGGCCAGUCGUGUGGUGGUGGUAUGGUUCCAGAAUGCCCGGCAGAAGGCCCGGAAACAUGCAGGGGAUGGGGGUCCAGUGACCGCCUUGGGAGCUGGGGGCGGAUCCUUGGCCUGUAGGCGCUGCCAUGCAGCCUUCUCUUGUAUCUUUGAGCUGGUGCGGCACCUCAAGAAAUGCUACGAUGAUCGGCCACCAGAAGAGGAAGAAGAGGUGGGGGAAGAAGAAGAAGAAGCAGCUGAGGAGGAGGAACCAGAGGAAGAACAGGGAGCUGAACCUCCAGCAGGCCCAGAGGCUCCAGCACCAGCGUCUCCGGAGGGAGAAGACCUGUGCCAGGCAGAAACCACCAGGUCGGUGGGAAGAGAGACAGAAGGGACAUCCCCAGGCUCCCCCUGCCUGGCCCACACCUGUGACCAGUGUGCUGCCUCCUUUACCAGCCAGGACCUCCUGAACAGCCACCGGAGACUCCACUUUGUGCCACCAGUGCCACCUGGCGCCCCUCCACACCUCUUGGACCUCCCCCUGCUAGUGUUCGGAGAUCGGGGCCCUCUGGUGCCGGGACCCCCGACGGGCUCAGGGCUUCCUCUGAAGCGCAAGCAUGAAGAGGGCAGCCUGUCGCCCACAGGCAGUGAGGCUGGAGGGCCUGGGGAUGGGGAGCCACCUCGAGACAAGCGUCUGCGAACCACCAUCCUGCCUGAACAGCUGGAAAUCUUGUACCGCUGGUACAUGCAGGACUCCAACCCAACCCGCAAGAUGCUGGACUGCAUCUCUGAGGAGGUGGGACUCAAGAAGCGGGUAGUGCAGGUCUGGUUCCAGAACACCCGAGCCAGGGAACGGAAGGGUCAGUUUCGAAGCACUCCUGGAAGUGUGUCCAGCCCGGCCAUCAAGACCCCCGCUCCUCCCACCCCUGUGCCCUUCACAAAAUUCGGCCUCCUGAUGGGCAAAGUGGAGGAUGGAGUAGGAAGGGAAGUCUCCAAGCGAGAAGCACUCGCCCUCCCUUCUGCAGCAGCCUCUCCCUCCACUGGCCCUGCGGCCUUUCUGCCAGCCUGCAAGGAGGCUGGUGCCCCCCUACCAGAUGCCACCCAAACACCCCCACUGCUUCCCCCACCUCUUGAGGAAGAGGUGCCAGACGAGCCUCUCAAGGCGUCUCCAGAGACCGAGGUCUGCAGCCCGUCGGGAGGGGACUUGAGCGACUCAUCAGCUUCUAGUCUGGCAGAGCCAGAGUCACCUGGCACUGGAGGAGGGGGUGGGGGUGGGGCCGGAAGCGGGGCCGGGACCCCCGAUGGGCUAGGGCAACGGCGCUACCGGACCCAGAUGAGCAGCCUGCAGCUGAAGAUCAUGAAGGCCUGUUACGAGGCCUACCGCACUCCAACCAUGCAGGAGUGCGAAGUACUCGGAGAAGAGAUCGGGCUUCCAAAGAGAGUCAUCCAGGUGUGGUUCCAGAAUGCCCGUGCCAAGGAAAAGAAGGCCAAACUGCAGGGGGCGGGAGGAGGCGGGGGAGGCAGCGGCAGCGAAGGCCCCGUGGGAGCUCCCCGAACCGACUGCCCCUACUGCGAUGUCAAGUAUGACUUCUACGUCUCCUGCCGAGGCCAUCUGUUCUCCCGUCAGCAUCUGGCCAAGCUUAAGGAGGCUGUGCGUGCCCAGCUCAAGAGCGAAAGCAAGUGCUACGACCUGGCCCCUGCCCCCGAGGCUCCUCUGGUCCCCAAGGCCCCUGCGCCCACCACGGCUGCCACGCUGCCUCUGGGGGCAGCCAACACCCUGCCUCGCCUGGCCCCCGUACUCCUGUCUGGGUCUGCUCUGGCUCAGCCCCCGCUGAGCAGCCUCGCCCCCUUCAGUUCAGGCCCUGCAGCCUCCUCGGGCCUCAUUAGCCUUGCCGCUGCCGCCUCCGUUUUGCCGGCCGCUACGGUCGUCCAGCCCAGCCCAGCUCGCCCCUUACCUCAGAGACCAGACCAAACCAACUCGGCCGCAGCAGACCCUGCCCCAGGACCUCCCGUUGAACCUUCAGGGGACGAGGUCCCUGAUGAGCGUAAGUGUGCUGCUGCUGGGGUCACCACCUCCUCUACUGAUGCCCUCAAGAACCUCAAGGCACUGAAGGCCACAGUGCCCACCUUGCUGGGGGGCCAGUUUCUGCCCUUCCCCCUGCCGACAGCAGGGGGGGCUGCCCCCCCAGCUGUCUUUGGUCCCCAGCUCCAAGGGGCCUACUUCCAGCAGCUCUAUGGUAUGAAAAAGGGACUGUUCCCCAUGAACCCUGUGAUACCUCAGACCCUCAUCGGGCUGCUUCCCAACACCCUCCUCCAGCCACCACCCCAGCCCCCCGAGCCCGCGGCCACAACUCCCCUGAAGCCUCCAGAGUUGCACCUCCCGGGUGAGGGUGAGCCCGGGGAAGCAGAUGAAUUGUUAGCGGGUACCACUGGCAUUUCCACCGUGGAUGUGACCCACCGCUACCUGUGCCGCCAGUGCAAGAUGGCGUUUGAGGGGGAGGCACCUGCUGCUGCCCACCAGAGGUCCUUCUGCUUCUUUGGCAGGGGCCCCGGGGCCGCUGUGCCACCCCCUCUCCGCAUCCCCAUCUGUACCUACCACUGCCUGGCGUGUGAGGUGCUGCUGAGUGGGCGGGAGGCCCUGGCAGCACAUCUGCGCUCCUCAGCGCACCGGCGCAAGGCGGCCCCUCCGACCCCCCCAGGAGGCCAGCCAGUCCCCAACGCCACGGCUUUUGCCAAAGAGGAAGCAAGAUUACCUCACACGGACUCCAACCCAAAAACUACUUCUACCUCUACACUUCUAGCUUUAUAAACAGAGAAACCAAGAUAGGGGAAGAGAGAAGGGCGCUUCGGCUCUUCCUGGUGGGAGCUCAAACCCCCCACCCGUACCCCAUGGCUCUGCCCACCCUGGGGGAGUCUCCAGACUUCGACCCUCAGUGGGCUCACACACCCCACCUCCAGCAGUGUCCUGCCUCCUCCCCUGACACAGACACAUAACCUGGCUCCUAGCCUCCCUGCAGACAUACCCCUUUCUGCCCCCCAUUCUGACAUGUACACUCCCACAGCCUGCCUCCCCACAUAUAGACAUACACACCUUCCUUCCUCAUGUCCUGCCUUCCCCAGCAUUCUCAUGGUCUCCAAGGCCUCCUGCCUCUUCCCCACUAUGUCCCCAGCCACAUACGCCUGUCCAACUCAAGUCCUCCCAUACUGUGCUACUGACUGAGAAACGCCAAAAAGAAGAGAGAAAAAAAAAAAAAAAAGAAAGAAAACCCAAGAGGACGAAGGGGGAAGGAAAAAAAUAUAUAUAUAUACCACUCUCCUUUCCCCUCUCCCACCUCCUUCAUCCAGAGCGCAACACCGCUCACAACUCCGAGCUCCCAGCUGGCCAGCCCCCUUCACUGGGGCCCAGGAUGGGUAGGGAGCCUUGGAACUCUAACCAAACAAGAGGUGGGGCAGGGAGAGGGGUCCCCUACUCCCCCAUCUCCCCUCCUUCUCCAGCAGGGGAACCUAGCUAGCCUGGACUCUUGAGGAAGCCGCUGCCAGGAACUCCUGUGCCCCUCUCCUUCCUACACCCCAGAACUGCAGUAACUUAUUCUCAAAGGCUUUAAACACAGAGAUCCUCUCAGCAGCCGUGGGCCAGCCCCUGGUCCCAGGCCUGCCACCAUUGGGCCCAGUCUCUGGGACCUGGUGCCGCCCACCAACGGCAAAUCCAAAGUUCUUUAAAAAACUGAGACACACACACAACCAAAAAAGAGAGAGCAAGAGAGUGCGUACGCACGAGAGAGA
Molecule: messenger RNA, 8774 nt
Organism: Gracilinanus agilis (Agile Gracile Mouse Opossum)
Lineage: Eukaryota; Metazoa; Chordata; Mammalia; Didelphimorphia; Didelphidae
Gene: ZFHX2
Product: zinc finger homeobox 2
Exons: 9
Coding region: 112-7800 (2562 amino acids)
Biological process (GO): brain development; regulation of neuron differentiation; regulation of transcription by RNA polymerase II
Cellular component (GO): nucleus
Molecular function (GO): RNA polymerase II cis-regulatory region sequence-specific DNA binding; DNA-binding transcription factor activity, RNA polymerase II-specific; zinc ion binding
Source: RefSeq, a predicted model, not a curated record